AUGCCCAGGACGACCCUCAUCCGCAACGCAUCCCUCGUGGGCUAUCCAGCUGGAACCUACCGUGUCCUCGUCCAAGAUGGUCUAGUCGCCAGUAUAACAGAGACUGGCACCGACAACGCACAAGCCGGCGAAAUCAUCGACGUCAAAGAGCUCGGCUCGCAAUGGGUCAGCCCCAGUCUGGUCGACUCACACGUCCACACCUCCCUCAACGCUCUCCAUUCCCACCGCCUCGACCUUCAAACAGCCAAAACGGCCCAAGAAGUCCUUGACCGCGUUGCCGAUGCCUUCAAUGACCCCAAGUACCGGAUGGUUGAGGGCUGUAGCAAUUUCGCAGGUACCAACAUGCGUAACGCUGGCUGGCCUGGUCCCGAGCUCCUCACCCGGCAAGCUAUUGAUGCCAUCUCUUCAGAACGCCCCAUCCACCUCUUUUUCAACGGCUACCACUCUCUCUGCGCCAACUCUCUCGGGCUGAAGCUUGGAGGACAUGAGCCGGAGGGACAUAGUGGAUAUCUGUAUGAGGAGGAGGCUUUUACGAUGGCAAGGGUGAUCGGGAAGGUAGGUGCCGAUGCGAUGGAUGAGUGGGUGAUGGAAGAGGCUAGAUAUGCUGCCUCUCUGGGCGUGACAGAGAUUGUCGACCUCGAGUGGGAACUCGGUAUCAUCGACUGGCAACGGCGCUACAACAAAGGCUUCCGCUCUCUCCGCGUCAACGUCGGCAUGUACACCGAUCACCUCCAGUACUCUAUCGACCGCUGCCUCAAAUCCGGCGACGAUGUCCCCGACACCAACGGCCUGAUCAAGGUUGGUCCCUUCAAGAUCAUCACCGACGGCUCUCUAGGCUCGCAGACUGCAUUCUGUCAUGACCCUUAUCCGGGGUCGAAAGACAACUUUGGAGUGUUCAACUACGAGCCAGAGGAACUUGGGGUAUUGAUCAAGAGGGGUGCGGAUAAUGGAUUCAAGAUGGCCAUCCACGCCAUCGGCGACCACGCCAACCAACUCACCCUCCAAGCCCUCUCUCGCGCCGAAAAGAUCCUCCCCGGGUCCACUAUCGAACACGCUCAACUGCUCUCCCCUUCCGACCUCCCACUAUUCGCUUCCCUCGGUAUCAUCGCCUCCAUCCAGCCUUGCCACCUCGUCGACGACCGGGACCUGUGCCACAAGUUCUGGCCUGGGCGGGAACUGGGGGCGUACGCGUUCAGGUGGUUGGUCGAUGCCGGGGUACCGAUUAGGAUGGGGAGUGAUUGUCCGAUUGCGCCGUUGCAGCCUUGGGAGGCUAUGGCUGUUGCUAUCUCACGAGCGGGAGAGGGGGAUGAGGAGAAUCCGUUCUGUAAAGAGCAGAUUAUCGACCUUGAAGUAGCUUGGGCUGCAUCAACCUCUAACAACAAGAUGAAGCUCGAAGUCGGCGACAGAGCAGACCUCAUCAUCAUCAACGCUGACCCUCUCAGCUGUGAUGCUGCUGGACUCAGAGCGAUGAAGGUGAAGGGGACUAUGCUAGGUGGUGAUUGGACGUACAAGGCAUUCUAA
This is a messenger RNA of Cryptococcus wingfieldii CBS 7118, 1521 nucleotides long. RefSeq names its product amidohydrolase 3. Lineage: Eukaryota; Fungi; Basidiomycota; Tremellomycetes; Tremellales; Cryptococcaceae. Bases 1 to 1521 code for a protein of 506 amino acids. The record is from RefSeq and is a predicted model, not a curated record. Gene Ontology annotation, molecular function: hydrolase activity, acting on carbon-nitrogen (but not peptide) bonds. The transcript is spliced from 4 exons.